Messenger RNA from Meleagris gallopavo (turkey), 3320 nucleotides. The record is from RefSeq and is a predicted model, not a curated record. NCBI's taxonomy places the organism in Eukaryota, Metazoa, Chordata, Aves, Galliformes, Phasianidae.
AUGGGGACGGUCAGCGAGCUCUGCGCCUCCAGCUUUCAGGCCUUCCUCUGCCCCUCCGUGGCCACCACGGCAGCUCACCACCCCCAUCCCUCAGGCGGCGAUCACGGUCCCGGGGAUGGCGUCCCCGCGCCGCAGAAGGUGCUGUUCCCCGCCGAGCGGCUCUCCUUGAAGUGGGAGCGCGUGCAGCGGGUGGGCGCCGGGCUGCACAACCUGGGCAAUACCUGCUUCCUCAACGCCACGCUGCAGUGCCUCACCUACACGCCGCCGCUCGCCUGCUACCUGCUGUCCAAGGAGCACAGCCGUGCCUGUCACCAGGGAGGCUUCUGCAUGAUGUGCGUUAUGCAGAACCACAUGAUCCAGGCUUUUGCCAACAGCGGCAACGCCAUCAAGCCGGUGUCCUUCAUCCGAGACCUCAAGAAGAUUGCCCGGCAUUUCCGCUUUGGCAGCCAGGAGGAUGCGCACGAGUUCCUGCGUUACACCAUCGAUGCCAUGCAGAAGGCCUGCCUGAGCGGCUGCACCAGGCUGGAUCGCCAGACCCAGGCCACCACGCUGGUUCACCAGAUCUUUGGCGGCUACCUGCGGUCCCGUGUGAAGUGCUCAGUAUGUAAGAGCGUCUCGGACACCUACGACCCCUACCUGGAUGUGUCCUUGGAGAUCAGGCAAGCUGCAAACAUCGUGCGGGCACUGGAGCUGUUUGUGAAAUCAGAUGUGCUGAGUGGGGAGAAUGCCUACAUGUGUGCCAGGUGCAAGAAGAAGGUGCCAGCCAGCAAACGCUUCACUAUCCAUCGAGCCUCCAAUGUUCUCACACUCUCACUGAAGCGUUUUGCUAACUUCAGCGGAGGCAAAAUCACAAAGGACGUGGGAUACCCUGAGUUCCUGAACAUCCGCCCCUACAUGUCCCAGAACACUGGCGAUCCAGUCAUGUAUGGGCUCUAUGCAGUGCUGGUGCACUCGGGGUACAGCUGCCAUGCAGGACACUACUACUGCUAUGUGAAGGCCAGCAAUGGGCAGUGGUACCAGAUGAAUGACUCCCUUGUGCACUGCAGCAACAUCAAGGUGGUCCUCAAUCAGCAGGCCUACGUGCUAUUUUACCUGAGGAUCCCUGGCCCCAGGAAGGGCUCAGAGGGGCCCAUUGCCAAAGCCAGCCCCAGCCACUCACCUGUUGUUUCUGAUCAGACCAAGAGAACCGCAACCAACGGGCCCCUGCCGUCACCGCUUCUGGGCCGGAGCCCCGAGGUGCUGCCGGGCAGAAAGCUGUCAGGGCCAGAGGAGAUUGGGGUGCCGGUGGCCCGCAGCUCGCUGGGUGCAGGGCCAAAGCUGUCCAAUGGCUCUGCACCACCAAAGCCACCCACUGGGUCCCCGUCACCCAAACUGCCCCUCAGAGCCACCCAGGUGACACCGAGUGAUGACACAGCCCGAAGGCCCAAGAAAACGCCGUCCCUACAGCAGCCUCCGGCACCAAAAGCAUCUCCGGGCCCAUGCGGCUCCAGCACCGCAGAUCCACCCCAGCAGAGCCCCGGGGACAGCAUGCAGUCCCCCACCUCGCCCAGCCCCGGCACCCCACAGCGCAGCUCCUGCAGCAGCGCAGCCCCCAGCCCCGCACACACCGCAGCGGGGGAUGCAGCCAAAGCGACCCCAAAGGCCAAGAGCGGGGCAGGCAGCCUCGACCCCUCUCAGGACACAGACUGUGGCGCAGAUCUCCCCGAGGGCUCCAGGCUGACGAAGCUGAAAUCCGCUGCGCUGGAGCCGGGCAGCACCACAUCACCACCCCCAGCCAAGAAGCUGGCACUGUCUGCCAAGAAGGGCAGCACCCCACGGAGGGCGAGCGGAAGUGACGGCCGUGUGCAGCCUGCUGGCCUUGCCUUCGCCACGGCCACUGCCCAGCCCUGGCCCUGCAGCAGGCCCAGGCUGCCCUCCGCUCUCCCCCUGCCCAGCCCUGACACACCAGCCUUCAGCUUCACUCCCAGUGCAGCCCCCCAGCUCCCAGCCUCCCCCCUGACCAAUGGGGCCCACCCCUCUCAGCACCAUCCCACCCUCAGCGGGGAGCAUGGACCCAGCCCUAUGUCCACCAAAAAGAAGCAGAGAAAGCAGCAGCAGUCCAAAGCGGGAGGCAGCUCGCAUGUUAUGGCUGUGAAUGGCUGUAAUGAAGGCUGCAGCCCCCCGAGGAAGAGGAGGAACAUCGCUCCAGAGGGCUCUAUCCCAGGGAAGGAGGCGGCUGGCACAGGCAGGGAAGAGCAGGGCCCCAGUGGUUCUCCCAGCAUGGAGCCCAUCUCCCCCCUCAAGAAGAAGAAGAGGAAGAGAAGGCUGCAGGAGACCGAGGAGCGCUCCUCUGGGGCACAACCCUUGGGCAGCUCCAGGAGGGCUGACACAGAGCCCUUGUGGACAAAGCAGCAGCAGAGUCCUGAGCCCAGUGAGGGAGAGAGUGAGCAUCGGAAGUGCAAGCAGAGGGAAAGUCUGGGCAACGUGACCUCAGAGCAGCCAGCUGCCAUCUGUGCCCCAGCAGCAGCAGCGUGUACAUGGGACAGCCUGGCCAGACAUGGAUGCAAACACGGUGCGGCUGCCCCAAGCACUGGGGUUGGCACACAGCCCCACAGCCCGGAGCGCAGCGUAGUGGAGGAGCUGCUCAGAAAUUCCUUGGACAAAGCUUAUGGCAAGCAAGUCUUGACCUGGGAGGGUGAGGUGUCAGCUGUCAGCCGCGAUGCCAUGCGAGAUGCAGCGUGGGCCCGGAGUGAGACCGUCAUUGAUGAGUGGGACAAGGAGUUCGACCGAGGGAAGGUGAAAAAGGUUAAAAGCUGAAGCGUGAGCGGAGGAGACACUUCAAUCCUUUCCAGCAGCUGCAGAGCAAGCGCAACUUCUGGUCGGUGACGCAUCCUGCCAAGGUGGCCAGCUUGAGCUACCGGCUGUGAGGUGGAAUCUGCACCCCACAGCACUGGGGCUGGAGAAGGAGCCGUGCUUCCUCGGAGCUGCUGCUGCACCCUCGCUGAGGUGCCUGAUGUGGGGGGAGGCUGCAGGAUCCUGGCCAAGGAUGCAGCCCUGUGGAGAUGCAUUCACAUUCCCUGGGUUCCCCUAGGAGCAGGGAUGUGGCUCUUCCCUCUGCCCUGCAGGGGACAAAAUGCUGCCGGGCCCUGUGCUGCUGCCUCUGCCCCCACCGGAGGUGUGGGCUGCUCUCUAUCCCAAGUCACUGCUGGAGCUCCCAGGGACCAGCAGAGCCUAGGCAGGGCUGUGGUCCCUUGCCUUCCAGUGCUGCUGUAUCAGCCAGCCUGGGGGGCUGUCCCCCAUCUUCCCCCCCGCAACCCCAUCACCUCCGUCCUGCCUGGGGC